Messenger RNA from Microthlaspi erraticum, 2958 nucleotides. The record is from the annotation of a GenBank genome assembly. NCBI's taxonomy places the organism in Eukaryota, Viridiplantae, Streptophyta, Magnoliopsida, Brassicales, Brassicaceae.
AUGGCCAAUAACCCUCAGUAUCCUGGCAUUCAGCCAUUCCAGCAUCCUAAUACUAGCUCCAUAGAUUUACCCCGAGGCUUUGCUCCUUCCAUGAAUUUUCAGUUUCGUCCUACCAUUCAAGUUCCGCAGUCUGAGCAAGCUGCUCGCUUGUCUUCUCAGAAUUUUCAGUGUGUUAGCAGAGGUGGCACAAUGAUGAACAUAGGUUUUCCACCUCAAUCUUGUGCACCUCAGUUAUUACAAUCAAUGCACCACUCUCUUGAAAGACCUAGCCAAUCAAAUCAGGUGCAGCAUUUGCCACCAGGACCCCCGUCUCUAGUCUCACAGCUAAAUGGGCCAAUUGCUCCUGGCACCUCCCUGCCUCAGCCUUACGUACAAACUCCAGAUAUUAGCAUGACUGGCUUUGGUGGCCCUAGGGCGCUCUUCCCUUAUCCGAGUGCCACAUCUUAUGAAGGUUUGAGGGCACCAACUGAAGGCACUGGACCAAGCAGUCAUGGUCAAGCACAACAGAGAGCAUCUAUUAGCCAGACUACUGCACUAUCUUCUACCAUGAAUCCGACAUCUGAACAACCGAAGGCAGCUCUUUUUCAACCUAUUCCUUCUCAAGCGGCUCUAACAGAUUGGAUUGAGCACACCUCGGCGGAUGGAAGGAUAUAUUUUUUCAACAAGAGGACGAAGCAGUCUACUUGGGAGAAGCCUGUUGAGUUGAUGACUCUUUUUGAGAGAGCAGAUGCAAGAACUGACUGGAAAGAACAUUCAAGUCCUGAUGGAAGAAAGUAUUACUACAAUAAAGCUACCAAGCAAUCAACAUGGACAAUGCCCGAGGAGAUGAAGAUUGCACGUGAACAAGCAGAAAAAGCAUCUGUUCAAGGGCUUCAUGCAGAAGGCAUUAUAGAUACUUCUAAGGCGCCGUCGUGUUCUGAUACAGCAUCGACUGCUUUACCAAGCCAAACUGCUUCUACGCUUUCAACCUCUGAUGCCAGUGAGAAACGAGCUCUUACUCCUGAUUGGAAGCAGGCAGCUUCAGUUCCUGGAAGUUCUUCUCCAGCCGAAAAUGUUGAUCGAGUUCAGACUACUGCAGAAACUGAUGAUUCUUCUGCCACUGUGAUAAUAACUUCUGCUGCUACAUUGGUUAACAAGGAUAAAACAUCAGCGGAGAACAGUGGAGAUUCAGAUGGCAUGUCAGCUAAAAACCUAAAUCAAGGUAGUGGGACUGCACCAAAAGAAAGCCCGAAACCUGUGGUGGAACGUGAAAUAGUUGACAGUCAAUCGGAAGAAAAGCAAAUUCACCAAGAGGAUUUCUCUUGUAUCAGCAAAUCGGAAGCGAUGGAUGUCUUCAAAUCACUUCUAAAAUCCGCCAAUGUUAGAUCUGACUGGACAUGGGAACAGGCCAUGAGAGAAAUAAUUAAUGACAGAAGAUACGGGGCUCUGAAGACUCUUGGAGAGCGGAAGCAAGCCUUUAAUGAGUUCGUAGUUCAAAUGAAAAGAGCGGCAGAGGAGGAAAAGGCAGCAAGACAGUAUAAGCGAUAUGAAGAUUUCAAAAGGAUGUUAGAGGAAUGCGUGGAGAUUACUCCUUCGACUCGUUGGAGCAAGGCUGUGACUAUGUUGGAAGACGACGAGCGUUUCAAAGUUGUUGAACGAGAAACAGACCGUCGUAAUAUUUUUGAAGAUCAUGUCAGUGAACUAAAGGAGAAGGAGCGGGUGAAAGCUCUCGAGGAUCGCAAACAGAACAUAACUGAAUACAGAAGAUUUUUGGAAGCUUGCGAUUUCAUCAAGCCUAAUAGUCAAUGGCGCAAAGUUCAGGACCGCUUAGUAGUGGAUGAAAGAUGUUCACGUCUUGAGAAAAUUGAUCAGCUAGAAAUCUUUCAGGAGUAUCUGCGCGAUCUGGAGAGAGAAGAAGAGGAGAAAAAGAAGAUACAAAAGGAGGAAGUCAGAAAAGCAGAGCGAAAGAAUCGUGAUGAGUUUUGUGAGUUGCUAGAUGAACAUAUUGCAACAGGAGAGCUUACUGCCAAAACUAGUUGGCGUGAUUAUUUAGUGAAGGUAAGAGAUUUACCAGUAUAUUCAGCAAUUGCUUCGAACUCCUUAGGAGCUACUCCAAAAGACUUAUUUGAAGACGCCAUUGAGGAUUUGAAAAGAAAGUAUCAUGAGCUCAAAUCUCAGAUAAAGGACAUAUUGAAGCUGAGAAAGGUAACGUUAUCUACUGGAUCAAAAUUUGAUGAGUUCAAGGUCUCAAUUUCCAAGGGUAUCGAUCUCCCACCUAUCCCUGACGUUAGUCUAAAGUUAGUUUUUGAUGAUUUGCUGGAAAGGGCAAAAGAGAAGGAGGAGAAGGAAGCCAGAAAACAGACUCGGCAUACUGAAAAGUUGAUGGAUAUAUUUCGCUCCUUUAAGGAUAUAACUGCCUCUUCAUCAUGGGGGGAAUCAAAGCAUCUUGUUGAAGGCAGUGAAAAAUGCCGUUAUAUAGGAGAUGAGAGCUUCCGGAAGCAGACAUUUGAGGAUUAUGUGUCACACCUCAAAGAGCAAGCAAAAAGGAUCAAACCGAACAAGAAGGUACCCGAAAAUGUGAGAGAGGAACAUGACAAGGGGAAGGAUAAAUACGGAAGGGAGAAGGACAGAGUGCGAGAAAGAGACAGUGAAGAUCAUCAUAAGAGAAGUGCAGCUGAUCAUCACAACCAUGACAUGACUGAUCCCCAUGGAAAAGAACGUAGAAGAUCAGGAAGAGAUGGCCAUAAUAGACAUAGAGAAAGGCAUACUAGUUUGAGGGAAAAUGAAACAGACCAUUACCAAGAACUCCACAAAGCUGGUGGUGGCUAUAAGAAAUCAAGAGAACAGAGAGGUUUGGUUCCCGAAGCAGAGGAUGAAGGCAGGGAAAAGCGGCGUAGAAAAGAGGAAGAGAGUGUUGUGCAAAUAAAGGCUGCGGAAAAAGAAGAGGAGCUUGAAGAUGGAGAAUGUGGAAGGUAUUGA